Raphanus sativus (radish) is the source of this 509-nucleotide messenger RNA. RefSeq lists its product as uncharacterized. The record is from RefSeq and is a predicted model, not a curated record. Lineage: Eukaryota; Viridiplantae; Streptophyta; Magnoliopsida; Brassicales; Brassicaceae. The transcript is spliced from 3 exons. The annotation marks the transcript as partial.
AAAUCAAAGAUCCUGUCAAGUUAUCUAGCAAACUUACCAGAGCUCUCUACAGGAAGCUACAGCAUAGCCCUAACACUUGGGUAGCUUACACUACUUCGAGAGUUGGAUCAGCUAGGUUCCCUGAACGGUACCAAGCGUCCUUCCCUGAUUCAGUGACGGUUGCUGGUUUAGAAGUUUCUGAAGGUGAUUCCAUUCUCGAAGUUUCCUCCGGAGCAAGUACUUCUUCGAAGACUCAAUCACAGAAGAUGCCAAUUCAACCUUCCUUCCGUUCCAGGGGUAGAUCGACCAAGGCUGCCAGCUCCUCUAGAGGGAGUGAUAAGAACCAAGGGGGAUCCUUCCUCGACUCUGUGAAGGAGGUUCUUGAUGAAGGAGGCUCUGCCCCUGCUAAAGGUGUCGUCUCUUCGGAACCCAAGGUUCAGGAAGUUGGCCUUCCCUCCGAGGUCCCGAUGACUGAAGCUGAUCCUCAACCUGGAUCGGUUUGGACGAUCCGUGGGGUUUGGCUACUCUGA